Messenger RNA from Jatropha curcas, 5727 nucleotides. RefSeq names its product RING-finger, DEAD-like helicase, PHD and SNF2 domain-containing protein (gene SNF2). Gene Ontology annotation, molecular function: ATP binding; metal ion binding. The record is from RefSeq and is a predicted model, not a curated record. NCBI's taxonomy places the organism in Eukaryota, Viridiplantae, Streptophyta, Magnoliopsida, Malpighiales, Euphorbiaceae.
GAAACAAUAGGUUAGGCCUCGAUUACAAUUGCUAGGGGCAUAAUGUAAAUUCAGAGAAACACAGGGGCAUAUACAACAAGUUAUCUAGUAGUGUUUAACUAACACCAACCUUCUGAUUUGCGCGUGAAUUGCAUUCGCGGCCUGCAAGCGACCAGGUCGGAGACAUGCUCGCUUCUUGAUUCAAGCUCUUCGCACAGCCACUGUGAAUUAUUUUUUUACAAGUUUGCUUGUAGUAAUGGGCAGAAGGAAGCAGGCCCGUCCGCACAGGUCUGGUGGAUUACUUAUAGCAAACAAUGACGCUGCUGAGGUUGAAUUGGAUAAACAGAGAGCAACUGAGACUCUGUCUGCAGAAAAGGGGGAAUCUGUUGCCACUGACAUACCGUAUUAUGUAGAACUUGAUAGGUCCAAUUGGGCUUCAAAUGAGCAUCUUGAUAUAUCUGAAGUUAUCUUAAAUGAUAUGAAUUUGACAGAAGCAUAUUCUAGUUUCAGAAUAGAUGCAGACUUCUAUCAGGACUCCAAGUAUUUGUUAAGAUUUCGAGUGUGUAAUAUUGAUGAGUUUGUCCUUGAUCGUAUUAAGUUAGGUCAUUGGCCUGUGCUUUCCUCUAGUGAGGUAUCUUUGGAAUUGAUUGAGAAAUGCAUGGUUGAGGAUGAGGAAAUACAAUCACUAAUUUUCUCUGGGAGUCUUGAUGGACCGGACGAGGGUAUUACUGGUCUUGUUCACUUGACAAGUAUGGAAUUUUUGACAUUGAGGCCAGUUCUGGGCUUUAAGUUUUCAGAGGAGAUGAUGCCUGUGAGAGUUAGGGUGGAGAUACUUAAGAAAGCUUUUGACGCUUGUGAGUCCCUUCUAGAAAACACAAGGAACCUAUGGAAGAAGAGUAUGACAAAUGUCAUGGCCUGGCUGCGACCAGAAGUAAUGACUUCUGAGGCUAGGUAUGGGAUUACUAAAACUGCAAAUAUGGAACUUGACUUGGUUGCAGAGAUGGGAGAUGAUACCUCCAACUCUAGGAAACGUUCAAGGUUUGACGUUGCUGGAUUCUAUGAAGCUAUUAAGCCAUCAAAAUCUGCUCCAAUGCUUGAUGAUGACCUACCUGACUUGCUUCCUAUUCUGAGACCAUAUCAGCGUCGUGCAGCUCACUGGAUGUUGCAGCAAGAGAAAGGAGUUUCAAAAGAUUCAGGUGAAAGGGAAAUAAGUCAAUUCUUUUCUCCCUUGUGUAUGCCUGUGGAUUUUCUUGACGGUUCUUCAACAAUGUUCUAUAAUCCAUUCAGUGGCAACAUUUCAUUGUGCCCGAUGUUUACUUCACCAUAUAUCUUUGGUGGGAUUCUUGCCAACGAGAUGGGUUUGGGGAAGACAGUUGAACUGCUUGCUUGUAUAUUUGCACAUCGGAAGUUAGCAUGUGAAGAUGAAUGUGAAGAUGGCAUCUUCAUUAAUAAUGCAUGGCAAGAUGUGGGAGAUCAGAAAGUAAAUCUUAGAAGAUUGAAAAGAGAACGUGUUGAGUGCAUAUGUGGAGCUGUGAGUGAAAGCUAUACAUAUAAGGGACUAUGGGUACAAUGCGACAUUUGUGAUGCCUGGCAACAUGCAGAUUGUGUUGGUUAUUCAACUAAAGGGAAAAAGAAGAGAUCAAUGGUUGAGGUACAAAAACAUAGAAAGAAAACUACAAUCAGCUUUGUUGAGAGAGAUGGAGAGCAUAUUUGCCAGAUGUGCUCUGAAUUGAUACAAGCUACCGAUUCUCCAAUAGCUACCAGUGCCACUCUUAUUGUCUGUCCAGCACCUAUAUUACCUCAGUGGCAUGCUGAAAUUGCACGCCAUACACGUCCAGGUUCCUUAAAAACUUGUGUAUAUGAAGGUGUACGAGAUACAUCUCUUUCAAAUACAUCGGCAGUGGACAUUAAUGAAUUUAUUGGUGCUGAUAUUGUGUUGACAACAUAUGAUGUGCUCAAAGAGGAUUUGUCUCAUGACUCUGAUAGACAUGAAGGUGAUCGACACUUCCUGAGAUUCCAGAAAAGGUAUCCUGUUAUUCCAACUCUUCUCACCAGAAUAUUUUGGUGGAGGGUUUGCUUGGAUGAAGCUCAAAUGGUGGAGAGUAAUGCUACUGCUGCAACAGAAAUGGCUCUUAGAUUGUCUGCUAAGCACCGUUGGUGUAUCACAGGGACUCCUAUACAACGGAAACUUGAUGACUUGUAUGGACUUCUAAGAUUCCUUAAAGCAAGCCCUUUCAAUGUUUCUCGGUGGUGGAUUGAUGUUAUAAGAGACCCAUAUGAGAGGAGAGAUGCAGGAGCCAUGGAAUUUACACAUAAAUUCUUCAAACAAAUCAUGUGGCGGUCUUCAAAAAUACAUGUUGCAGAUGAGUUGCAACUCCCACCUCAGGAAGAAUGUGUCUCCUUGCUCACUUUUUCUGCAAUUGAAGAGCACUUUUACCAGAGACAGCACGAAACUUGUGUGAGUUAUGCCCGUGAAGUUAUUGAAAGUUUGAGAGAUGAUAUUCUCGAAAGAGGAGUCCCAGGUUGUUCCUCUUUGGAUGCUUCGGCUGAUCAUUUCAUAACCCAUGCUGACGCUGCAAAGCUACUUAACUCACUCUUAAAGCUUCGCCAGGCAUGCUGCCACCCUCAAGUAGGAAGUUCAGGGCUGCGUUCUGUACAGCAAUCCCCCAUGACUAUGGAGGAAAUAUUAAUGGUUCUUAUUGGUAAGACGAAGAUAGAAGGGGAAGAAGCUCUCAGGAAAUUAGUUGUUGCUCUAAAUGCACUAGCAGGAAUAGCUAUAAUUGAACAAAAAUUUUCUCAAGCUUCAUCAUUGUAUAAAGAAGCAUUGUCUCUAACCGAAGAGCAUUCUGAAGAUUUCCGUUUAGACCCUUUAUUGAAUAUUCACAUUCAUCAUAACCUUGCUGAGAUACUUCCAAAGGUCAUUGAGAGCUCCUCCCAACUCUCCUCAAAUGUACAACAAUUACAUGGAAACUGUGAGAAGUCCUCCAAGAGGGACAGCAUCGAAGAUUGUGAUAUAAAUGCUGCGAAGAGGCAAAGAGUUACUGGAGAGUAUAGUUCGGAUUUUACUAUUAAUGUUGAGAAUAUGCUAGUUCCAUCAGAAAGUUGCUUAAAUGGUAACCAAGGAAGAGAUGACAAAUCCAAUGUAUCAUCAAAAUCCUUCAGUGCGAGGUCAUUAAGAACAACAUGCGAGGAAUUGAAACAGAAAUAUCUAUCUGUAUUUGCCACAAAGCUCUCUAUGGCUCAACAAGACUUCAGGAAGUCAUACAUGCAGGUUUGUAAUGCAUUUAGUGACAGAGAAAAUCAAGAUACAGCUUGGUGGUUGGAUGCUCUUCAUGAGGCUGAGCAGAACAAGGACUUCUCAAGAGACCUGAUAAGAAAGAUUGAAGAGGCAGUCUCGGGAACUCUGAACAAUUCAAGGUCAUCAAGAAUUGGAUCUCACUUCCGAAGCAUUACUGCUUUAAAGUACCAUAUCCAGACUCGUUGGGACCAAUUGGAAGCCUCUAGGAGAACAUUACUUGAUCGACUUUUGGAAAUUGAUGAAACAAUGGAGAAACCAAAGGAAGAGGAUAUUGAACGUGUGAGGUGCUGUCGAAUCUGCCAAGCUAUUGAUGAUGGUCCUACGUGCAUUCACUGUGAACUAGAGGAAUUAUUUAAGGAUUAUGAAGCAAGGCUUUUUCGUCUUAACAAAUCCCAUGGAGGGAUCAUUGCAUCAGCUGAAGAGGCAGUAGAUCUGCAGAAAAAAAGCUCUGCAUUAAAUCGUUUCUAUUGGAAUUUAUCAGGGCCAAAUAAAAUUUUAUCUUCAUCUGUUGAUGCUAAUGAAACAUCAAAGAAGAGAGGUGCUGGGGAAAGAGUAAUGGUUUCAAAAUCACCCUCUGAAUUGGAGAUCAUUUUUGGUGUUUUAAAGAGCCAUUGCAAAGUCCAGUUGAGGAGGGAGGGACUUUCAGCAGCCAGCAAGCAGCUGCAUAUUCUGGAGGGCAUGAGGAAGGAAUACAGCCAUGCCAGGUCCCUGGCAGUUUCCCAAGCUCAACAUCUGCGUGCUCAUGAUGAAAUUAAGAUGGCAACUUCACGUUUGCAUCUAAGAGUAGAUGAGAAUGACAACUCAAUUGAUGCUUUAGGUCCAAAUGAAUUAGAGUCUGCAAGUGUGCUGCACUCAAAUGAAAAGUUCAUUUCCUUGACCUUGUUGUCACGUAUAAAAGGGAGGCUUCGUUAUCUGAAGGGUCUGGUAUUAUCCAAGCAGAAGUCACCAUCAGUAAGUUCAUAUAAUUCUUCAAUAACUCAAGAAAUGGCAACACUGGCGAUGUCUACAGAGAAGACAAGUGAAGACUUACCUAAAGAUGUUGAGGAAUCAUGUCCAAUCUGUCAAGAAAAGCUAAACAAUCAAAAGAUGGUUUUCCAAUGUGGGCAUUUUACUUGCUGUAAAUGUUUAUUUUCCAUGACUGAGCAAAGACGGCAUGAUAAUAAGUUCCAACGCAAAUGGGUAAUGUGCCCAACAUGUCGGCAGCAUACAGAUUUUGGGAAUAUUGCCUAUGCAGAUGACAGACAAGACAAAUCUUGUAAUAUGGCUAUUUUAAAUACAGUUGAAGGUUAUGAAAAAUAUGAAGCGUCUUUGGCUGUUCAAGGUUCAUAUGGAACAAAGAUUGAAGCAGUCAUGAGGAGAAUCUUGUGGAUCAAGUCUUCUGAUCCUGAAGCCAAAGUUCUGGUUUUCUCAAGUUGGAAUGAUGUUCUUGAUGUGUUAGAACAUGCACUCGAUGCGAAUGGUAUCACCUAUAUUCGGAUGAAAGGAGGCAGGAAAGCACAUACUGCCAUCAGUGAAUUUAGAGGGGAGAAAAACAAUUCAAAAGUGAGUCACAAAAUACAUGGCCAACAAAAGAAACCAAAAUCGAUUCAAGUGUUGCUUCUCUUAAUCCAACAUGGAGCCAAUGGCCUUAAUCUUUUAGAAGCACAGCAUGUUGUUCUUGUGGAGCCACUACUUAAUCCUGCAGCGGAGGCACAAGCAAUCAGCCGAGUACACCGAAUUGGGCAGGAAAGAAGAACAUUGGUCCAUCGCUUUAUAGUUAAAAACACAGUGGAAGAGAGUAUAUAUAAACUGAACAGGAGUAGAGACACUAGUUCAUUCAUAAAUGGCAAUACAAAGAAUCAGGAUCAACCUCUCUUGACACUUAAAGAUGUUGAAUCUCUAUUUGCGACAGUAACAUCCACAGUUCCAAAAUGUGAUGAAGAGCCGACUGAAAGUCUAAGACAUUUGCCUCCUUCUGUGGCUGCUGCUAUUGCAGCUGAGAGGAGACUGAAGGCGAAUAAUACAACGUAACAUUUUCUGUUUUUUGCAAUAACCAUUCUUUCAAAUAUGCGAAAAACACCAGAAUAGAAUUGCAGUAGAGCAGCCUUCAACAAGCGGGAAGCAUUAAUUCUUCCAUCAAUAUUUUGUAGGUUAGACCAAAGACGUGUACAGUUUAGAAAUUAGUUUGUUGCUGUAUAUAACUUUUAAAGUCAAGCUACAGGAAACAGAGUUACAAAGAUUAGCUAGCUCCAAUUCAAGCUCAUUGUAUUGUAGAUAACUAAUAUCUUAUUCACUACUUGUGGUCCUCUUUUUUAAACUUUCUUCAUUAUCACAAAACAAUCUAGAUAGGGAGCACUUAAAGUUUGUCUUAUUCUAUUGUUGGAACAACUUCCUCGAGGGGGAAGUACAGGGUUCUUUCUUGUAUGAAUGAAUGGCCUAUGGGAACUUUUUUGAUUGCCAUUUUUUUAAAA